UGUUAAUCGAGCCUGGAAUUUGGGUCUAGAGCUCGCCAGAUAUCUCGAAAAAUAGUCUCUUUAUAAAUCAGCUGGUGAACCGGGCUUCCCCUUUCAUGAUGAGCUUGACAUUGCCCGGCGAUGUUGUAUACAUGAUCCUGGACCUCCUCCGGGACGACAGAGACUAUAACAGCAUUUAUCAAUGUGCAAUUUCGUCCAAGUACCUGUGUGAGCCGGCCUUGGCUAUUCUGUACCAACUCUACGAUACGUCACCUGUGAUGGGCGGCGGGACCGAAGAGGAGCAAUUCAAAAUCCCCAGACCGGGGGCUUCGUUUGCUACUGCCCGGAGAGAAGAAGAUUCGACGAUUAGGAAAUGGGCUCUUAUGUGGCGCUCCAUAAUUUUAUCUACUUUUGACCAGACCUAUCUACCGUAUCACAGUUAUAUUCGGUACCUCGACCUAGGUGACCUGGAGAACCUACUGCGAGAAACCAGAUUCACCGGUAGGAUCAGAGAGGACUUUUUCUCUGGCGUAUUGCAAGAUGUCGUGUUUCGCGACUAUGAACCCAAAGGCAAUAAACGGCUUCGAUCGUCCGGAUAUCCUGAUCCGGUGUCCAUAGUUGUCAAGUUCGGUGGCGCAAUCGUGAAGAAGACAAAUACCAUCAGAGGACUGUUCUGCAAUGUCCCACCUGCUUCGCUCUCCGAGUGGAUCCAGGGAUUGCCUCACUUGCAGGUGUUGAGGAUCUGGUCAGGCGAAGCCCUUACACAGCAUGCGGGACAGGAGAUACGGAGUCAUUGUCCUAAUUUCAAGCGACUCACUGUGUACAGAUGGUCUAAUUAUCCACCACGUACUGCCGAGACUGACUCGGAGAUGUUUCUGAAUGAACUACGGCCGCAUACCUUGGAAUACUUUGAAGUGUUGAGCAAUUCACAGCUUGGGCCUCGUUCCAUCAGAGGAUUUGGCUGUCAUUUAACCUCACUAGAAGAGCUGAAACUGACGAGCCUCGGAAUCGACGCGAUUGCGGAGCUGGCCUCGCUGGGAGAAGCCCCAGCCUUGAAGGUCCUCGUUCUGACAGAUUCCAUCCCCACUGCACGCACCGAGAAAUUCUACGAGAUCAUCGCCAAACUUGCUCUUUGGAUCCGCAGCUGUCGAAGUCUAAGACGGCUCGAGCUCCGAAGAUUUGUCGACGACCCGGCUCUCUUGUCACAAGUACUCACAGAUGAAGGGCUUGCACUCACCACCCUCUCCCUUGCUGGUUAUGCCAUGAGUACAAGCCGCGCCUUCCACGAAGCUCUGGCCUGCCAAAAAUCCCUGCAAUACCUCUAUCUUCGUGGGGAGGGAAACGAAGUCGUGGAUGAAAACGAGGCGCUUGCUGAUGCGGUCGGCCAACUCUGCAACCUUCGCGAGCUGGAGCUCAAGGAUAUCUCCGACUUUUUCACAUCUGACCAAGUCAUGCUCCUCACACUUGGCCUGUAUGAAUUGCAGCGGCUAUGGAUUAGUGGUGAUUACUUUGAGGAUAGCGUCUGGAUUGCAUUCUUGUGCCUUCCAAAGCUGCAGAGCUUGGUCAUCCACGCCCUGAGCGAAUUCACAUCAACGGGGAUCAUCGAUUUCGUCUCCCAACUCGGCCCAGGGAGUAGGGGCAUGCAUUUGUCGAUCUUGAACGCGGUUACCGUCAUCACAGAGGAAUCUCAGGUGGUCAUUCGCGACAUCCUUAAAGAACGACUAGAUGGGACAUUCGAUUUUGGACUCGCGCGAGAGGAGUAUACCGAUGCGGAAUCAGACGAUCUAUCCGACUAAUUUGGCCAAUUUGGAUCGGCCUAAGGGAUCACGGACAUGGUUAGCAGUCUUGUAGCAAUUAACUAUGGGUCAGUUCCCAAUAAACAAUUACCUAGAACCAAUGAUGCCUCCAGGGCUGUGAUAUGGGUCGG
Molecule: messenger RNA, 1906 nt
Organism: Penicilliopsis zonata CBS 506.65
Lineage: Eukaryota; Fungi; Ascomycota; Eurotiomycetes; Eurotiales; Aspergillaceae
Exons: 7
Coding region: 99-1775 (558 amino acids)
Source: RefSeq, a predicted model, not a curated record